Solea senegalensis (Senegalese sole) is the source of this 3202-nucleotide messenger RNA. RefSeq names its product solute carrier family 1 member 8a (gene slc1a8a). The record is from RefSeq and is a predicted model, not a curated record. Bases 46 to 1746 code for a protein of 566 amino acids. The transcript has 11 exons. Lineage: Eukaryota; Metazoa; Chordata; Actinopteri; Pleuronectiformes; Soleidae. Gene Ontology annotation, biological process: L-glutamate transmembrane transport. Gene Ontology annotation, cellular component: plasma membrane. Gene Ontology annotation, molecular function: glutamate:sodium symporter activity; neutral L-amino acid transmembrane transporter activity; L-glutamate transmembrane transporter activity.
UUGUCUCAGUGCCAGCUGCACACACACACACACACACACUCAGUGAUGGAGGAGCUUCUAUUACCGAGCGCUGACGAGGAGGCUCGCUCCGACCAGAGCUCGUUUUCUCCAGGAGACACGAGGAGGACGAUGUGGGACAGAAUCAAGUCCAUGGUCCAGGUGACGGUGAAGGACGAGCUGAAGAGGAACAUCCAGGUCUUCUGUCGCAGGAACGCUCUGCUCACAUUGUCCAUCAUCGCCGUCCUGACCGGCUGCACACUGGGCUUCAUGCUGAGAGGAACCCAGCUGUCCACACAGGCAAAGAUCUACUUCUCCUUCCCUGGAGAGCUGCUGAUGAGGAUGUUGAAGAUGCUCAUUCUUCCUCUCAUCACGUCCAGUCUGAUGUCGGGUCUGUCGUCCAUGGAGUCAAAGGCAUGCUGUCGCAUGGGCGUCCUCACCGUCACAUAUUACCUGUGGACCACCUUCAUCGCCGUGGUGGUCGGCAUCGUCCUCGUCCUCAUCAUCAAACCUGGUGUGGGGACAGAGAUGGAGAGUCACCGUCUGGGAGGCGGACCCGUCAUGACCUCGGCCGACGCCCUGCUCGACCUCAUCAGAAACAUGGUUCCCUCUAAUCUGAUCGAGGCCACCUUUCAGCAGUAUAAAACAGACCUGGUUCCCAUCCUCAAACUCUCGACCAGGACCAUCCAGCCCAACUUUGUCUACGUCAUCCCUGACGAUAGUGACCCUAAAGGUCGGACAGUGUACCUGGAGCUGACUCCGCCUCCAGAGGUCACGUACAAAACCAGUCCAGGCAGCAGCCAACAGAUGAACGUCCUGGGCAUCGUCAUCUUCUCUGCCACCAUGGGUCUGUUGCUGGGCAGGAUGGGAGAACGAGGCGCCCCGCUGGUCAACGUGUGUCAGUGCAUCAACGAGUGUGUGAUGAAGAUCAUAAAUGCUGCUGUUUGGUACUUUCCUUUCGGGAUCAUUUUCCUGGUGGCGGGAAAGAUCCUGGACAUGCAGGACCCGAGCACUCUGGGUAAGAAGCUGGGCUGGUACGGCAUCACCGUCCUCGCUGGCCUCUUUGUCCACGGUCUUGUCCUCCUCCCUCUCUUCUACUUCGUCCUCACCGGGAAGAAUCCGUUCUCCUACAUCCGUGGUCUGCUGCAGGCCAUGGUCAUCGCUCUGGCCACGUCGUCCAGCUCAGCCACGCUGCCCAUCACCAUGAAGUGUCUGUUAGAAAACUGUCACGUGGACAGACAGAUCGCCCGCUUUGUGCUUCCUGUCGGCGCCACCAUCAACAUGGACGGCACGGCGCUGUACGAGGCCGUGGCCGCCAUUUUCAUCGCUCAGGUCAACGACUACGAGCUGGACCUCGGUCAGCUGGUCACCAUCAGCAUCACAGCGACGGCCGCGAGCAUCGGCGCGGCAGGGAUCCCUCAGGCCGGCCUGGUUACCAUGGUGAUCGUACUGACCUCAGUGGGGUUACCGCCUGAUGACAUCACACUCAUAGUAGCCAUUGAUUGGAUCCUAGACAGAUUUCGGACCAUGAUCAACGUCCUUGGAGACGCUCUGGCUGCAGGAAUCAUCGCUCACCUGUGUCGCAAAGAUUUCCCUCUCAGCAACACCGGAAAGUCUGUCCCGUCCUACGGAACACAAACGCCUCACAACUCUCACAGCAUCGACGUGCCCAUGACGGAGCUCCACGCCGACAAUGCUGCGGGCGAGAGACACGCCCACACCGUCUACUACAACAUCUGUCAGGUGUGACGGGGACAGACGGGACAUACGGGACAGACGGGGACAGACGCACAGUCAGAGAGAGAGCGUGAAGACACACAGGUGAUGACAUCACUAUGAUUUAAACUCAUCAUCAUCAACAGAAACUUCAUCUCAGACUAAACAGCGCCCCCUAUCAGAAGACUGUAGGAGGGAUUUAGAGCUGGACACAUGGUCACAUGAUGGUUGUCAUGGUGAUCAUCUGUGGAAUACAGCAGGAAAACAGGUGUCGCCAUGUCCAUGUGAGCUUAAAGACUGUUUCAGACGUCUGUUCAUCCUCUCUUUGGCCUCCAGGGGCGCCACAACCUACACUUUUCACAUGAUUACUGUCAGAGAACUGAUGAUCUGUCAUGAGCUCCUGACACAGCGCCCCCUGCUGCUGUCAACCAGCCUGAGACACCUGAAGAGACUCAUGUUUGAAAACCACAUCAGGACUGAUGACACCUGAAGUCAUCCUGUGGUUUCAGGACACUGGAGACAGCUGAGGACACUGGAGACAGCUGGAUAAAUUGUUCAUCUACAGAUGCUAAAACACAAGUACCACAGCGAUGAACAUGUGUUGUUCAUCUGAUCAUGAAUGCAGCUCAGUUAUUCAUCAGAAAUGUCUGCUGGAGCAGGGUCAUCUGCUGCAGCGCCCCCUGAAGGCCAGCAGAUGCUCAGUUAUGAGCCUCAAUGUUCUCAUACAUGUUCCUCAGUGAGGAACUGAGAGAACCAGGAGGAGAACCAGGAGGAGAACCAGGAGGGGAACCCAAACAGAAGACACUGUUAAAGGUUAAUCUACUCAAUCUGAAGACUGAAUGAAUCAGGUGCUCUUCAUCUUCCAGUCUCCUCCUCCUCCUCUUUUAUUUGACUGCACGCUGGCGUGCGCUUCUUCUGACUUCAUUUGAAGUCGAUGUACUUUUACGUGUUGUUUUGUUAAAAGUUCUGUAGGAUUAUGAAUGUGAUGAAGAUGAUGAAGGUGAUGGAGAUGAUGGAGAUGAUGGAGAUGAUGAAGGUGAUGAAGAUGAUAGAGAUGAUGAAGAUGAUGGCAUGAUGACAUGAUUGCUGUUUAGAUUCUCCUUCACAUUUCAAACAGAAUGACUGACCUUGAAUCAUUUUUACAUCACAUAUAAUAUAAACAUAUAAACAUAUUCAGCCUCUACCUCGACUUUUACAUGUAUGUUUACAUAUUUUUAUCAAAACUGCAGAUUAAUAAAGUUUCAUUAUAGAGAUUAACGGUGACAUCAUCAUCCAUUUAUGUUCAUUUAAUAAAACAUUUAACGUCACAUGAUUGAAAACAUACAAAUGUUGUUUUUGAUGAAGUGCUCCUUUAAUUUAUGUUUCACUGAUAAAUGAUCAGAGCCUUAAUCUGAGUUCAUCCAUGACAUCACUGUUGUUUUUUAAAUCAUAGCAAAUUAUAUCAAACAUCUUUGUGUUUCAUUUAAAACUAAACAAUAAAAUGAAUUCU